CGUCCUCCUCGUUAGUUCUGGGAAUCUCUCUCUCUCUCUCUCUCUCUCUCCCUCUCUCUCUCUCUGCGGCGACGCCUCCCUCGAACGCAAACCCUAAUCGACCUCAAAACAAUGUAUGAUAAUCUGGGCAAUCAGGCUGGGGUGCAGAGACCCCCAACAGCUCCUCAACCAAACCCAUUUGGCAAUGCAUUUUAUGGUGCAGGGUCAGGUUUCAUUAGAACUGGCUUGGGAGCAUAUGGAGAAAAAUGGUUGGGUUCGAGCUCCGAGUUCAUGCAAAGCAAUAUUAGCACAUACUUCUCCAACCCUCAGUAUUAUUUUCAAGUGAACGAUCAAUAUGUGCGGAACAAGUUGAAAGUGGUUUUGUUUCCGUUCCUACAUAAGGGGCACUGGACGAGGAUAACUGAGCCUGUUGGAGGAAGGCUCUCUUAUAAACCUCCAAUUUAUGACAUAAAUGCUCCAGACCUGUACAUCCCUUUCAUGGCGUUUGGUACUUAUGUUAUUCUUGCGGGCUUCUCCCUAGGUUUCUUGGGAAAGUUCAGUCCAGAAGCCCUAAGCCUACAGUUCACGAGGGGACUAGCUGGAUGGCUUAUACAAAUCGCGUUACUGAAGGGACUUCUCUAUUCGAUGGGCGGCGGGGAGGCACCUCUGCUCGACAUUGCGGCGUACGGCGGGUACUUGUUCACGGGUGUCUGCCUAUCCAUCAUAUCUAGGCUCUUGUGGAGUCACUGCUAUUACUUCUUGCUGCCUUGGACGAGUAUCUGCAUGGGGAUGUUCCUGGUGAAAACCAUGAAGAGGGUACUGUUCACCGAGAUGAGGAGCUACGAUCGGCAUUCCAGCAGGCAGCACUAUCUGCUGCUGUUCAUGGCGAUCGCGCAGAUCCCUCUUUUCUUCUGGCUUGGUAAUAUAGGAGCGUGAUCCAUCUGAACUAUGGUAUGUCGUUGUAAGGAUGAUCAGCGUGUUCAAUUUGUAGGUACAUGUAGCAAAAAUUGCUCGAAAAAAUUGACAUGAUUACACUUGUUUUUGUGUGCGUCAUAGAAUGUUCAUGGUUGCCCGAUGUGUGAUAAAAAUGUUGAAGUAAUUACACACGCCUGUAGCUGAAGAUGAGGUAAUUUUGUUUAUUCUUCUAGGUUUUUUUUUUUUUCAUUUCUUUUCAUUUUGUGGUGUGAAAGUUAAAACAAUUUAAUAUUCUUUUCAUUUUUUUUCCUUCUCUUAAAGGAAAACUAGCAUAUUUAAUUUGUGCAGAUGCGUUCUGUUUGGUUUUCGGGGAUUGGCUAGUAACAAACACUAUUUGUUUUAA
Ananas comosus (pineapple) is the source of this 1297-nucleotide messenger RNA. RefSeq names its product protein YIF1B-like. The record is from RefSeq and is a predicted model, not a curated record. NCBI's taxonomy places the organism in Eukaryota, Viridiplantae, Streptophyta, Magnoliopsida, Poales, Bromeliaceae. Gene Ontology annotation, cellular component: endoplasmic reticulum membrane; endoplasmic reticulum-Golgi intermediate compartment; COPII-coated ER to Golgi transport vesicle. Bases 112 to 915 code for a protein of 267 amino acids. The transcript is spliced from 5 exons. Gene Ontology annotation, biological process: endoplasmic reticulum to Golgi vesicle-mediated transport.